AUGGAUGACCCAGCAAGUCGCAUGCAUGGCCAACUGCUGCCCCAUAUGCAUUUGGUCUCGCAGCAGGCUUAUCCGCAAAUGCACAUGAUGCCAACAGAGACGGCGGUUGAAUACCUGACCAGCGCACCCCGAGUCUGUCAAGCAAAGCCAGUGCAUUGGAUGUUCUUAGAAUCCCCCGCUGAUGGGACUGUUAUGCUCACCUGGCUGCCAUUGGCGCACCUUGCGAACAAAUUCGCUAGCGAUGGCUAUGUUUGGGCUGAUCCUGAGCAGACCUUUAGUUUUGAAUCCCGGGGUUUCACCGUCGAGAUGUCUGUCCACCGCUGUGGCUUUAGCCCUCCGAAUGAAUCUGUAGCGACGCACACUCGCAAACGUUACCGUAUCGUCGCGUCCAAGACCAACGCUGCCUACGACCCAGCGCUCUGCAUUGUCCACUACGCUCGCGCUCCUCACAAUGACCAUUUGCCCACCCAAAGAAUUCAAAUAACUCCUCAAAUUCAAAACGUCAUUUCGCAACGACGCUUCUUACAAUCCUCCGGCCAGCUCAGUCGCAAAGAAUUCAUGCUCCACGACCGAAACAACUGGCCCACUGUUCCCUUCCCACCUCAGGUCACCCCUCAAGGCUUCGCCCAACCCCAGGCACCUUACGCCAACCCCGCUGCUGCUCAAGCUCGACCCGGCUUCUACCCACCUCAAGGUCAUCCCGGCGCUGCUGCUGCAGUCCACCCAUCAGCCAAGGCUCAGCGCGCCCCUCGCGCUUCCACCGCCGCAAUGACUUCUUCGGCUGUUGACCCUACACUUCAAGAUGAGGAUGUGUCUACUGGAGACUUGAUGGAUGAGUUGACCCCUCGAGAUGUCAGCAAGAUGCGUUACACACACAACCAUGAGAUGAUGAGCGAGAUCUUCGACUCUCCUUACACCAUGUCUCAAAUUGCGCCCGUCUCACUUGGUUUGGGUCGUAAGGGAGAGCUGGAGAAACUGACUACUGGUUUCUUUGAUGCGCCUACAGGUGCAGCUGAUGAAGAAGCUCCCGUGGCAGCCAAGUUGGGACCAGCCAAGACGAAGGAGUUUGCGGAGCGCACUGCCAAGCACGUGGCAGACACAACAGCUGAGAUUGAGAGACUUAAGAAGCAGCAUGCUCGUCGCCUGCAGAAGUUCAAGCGCACCUCACUUUUCCGGGACGCCGAAUUGCGACUCAGAGAAUCUGCCGCUGAUCCUACACAGACAGGACCUGAGGUUUGGCGAUUGGAAGGUCGCAUUCCCAUUCCCUCGGAGGACGAGGAGGUCCCACAGCCCGAUUAUCCCCAAGAUAAAGCCAAGUACAAGGUCGACGAUGUGGUUCGCGAGGUUGAAGCAUCCUGGGACAAACAAAUCACGGCUGUGCCCAAGGUCUCAUGCGUUGAGAAGGGUGGUCUUCUUGAGAAGAUUGAACCGGAAGAAAAGGAAGACCCCGAGUCUUUCGCCAACGACAUGGUGUUGGACCAGGCAGAUGAUCUCCUGAACCAAUUCGACAGCUCAGCCAUCGGCGCGAUUGCCCAAGCACCGCCCAUGCAUGGUGCUGGUGACGUCGACAUGGAUCUUGGUGGUCAGCUUGAUGGUGGUGAAGGUGGUGACUGGGUGAUGGUGAAUAACGAGAACAAGGACGCCGGGGCCGGUGCUGGAGAAACUAACUUGGAGGGAGCCAAUUUCGACUUUACCAACAUUGACAGUGCCGGUGAUGCUCUGGCGGCCUACUCCGAGCAGAACGACGGACUGGAUCUUCCUGAUCUUGAUAACUCUGCCUUUGGAGAUGCCUUCCACGCCUCUGAUAAUGAGCACACCCACCACCCGGAUGCUGAUGACAUGUCUUAA
Molecule: messenger RNA, 1848 nt
Organism: Penicillium malachiteum
Lineage: Eukaryota; Fungi; Ascomycota; Eurotiomycetes; Eurotiales; Aspergillaceae
Exons: 3
Coding region: 1-1848 (615 amino acids)
Biological process (GO): chromatin remodeling
Source: RefSeq, a predicted model, not a curated record